Molecule: messenger RNA, 5895 nt
Organism: Spirodela intermedia
Lineage: Eukaryota; Viridiplantae; Streptophyta; Magnoliopsida; Alismatales; Araceae
Source: the annotation of a GenBank genome assembly
AUGGAGAGGAUUUCAUGGAACACGAAUCCAAACGCCCAAUUCUUUGGAGAAAAUCGGAUUUAAUAUUAUAUGGACUAAAUAUUAAUAAGGGUGUUUUAGGUAUUUUCUUCUGAUAACCCGGUAAGCACGAACGGGUCGGAUCUGAACCGGUCGUUCUUCCGGUUCAAACCGGGCCCCGGUCGGCAUCACGGUUCAAACCGGGAUCGUCCCCCUCCUGCUGUGCCCUAUAUAAACGCGGUCCGAAAGACGACGAAGACGCAGGAGAAAUCCGCGGGUUAGAGGGGGCGAGGUGGGGGGGGGUGGCUGUGAAGAGGGCCGGCGAUCAAGGGAGGAGAGGCAAGUGGAGAGCAGGGAUGUCGGGUGGAAAGCCGGACGAGCUCCCGCCGUCCAACGGCGACGUCAUCCCUGAGCUCGGCCGCCUUCGGGUCGACGAAGCCGACGCUAGUGUGAAGAUCUCUCAUCAUGUAUCAUCGAUUCCACCCCUUAUCCUAUUUCUUUGUGCAGAUAGGAAAGCUGUAGGGUUUUCUGCAAUAGGGCUCUCACUUUUUUUAUUGAAGAUUUUUAUUCUGCUAAUUACAAAAGAGAUGCGGAGAUACGUAUCGCUGUGCGCUUAUCUCUCUGUUAGCGUGCCCCUGGAGCAGAAACUGGGGAUAAUGGCCUGGGGUGAUCAUACGAGUCGUCUUCAUCCAGUACUUUACGUUAAUACAUAGCUUUGAAGUGGAAUUUUGGUUUGGAGGGCGAAGUGUAAUUUGAUCACGUGUUGCACCAACUCUCAUCACUUGUUAAUCGGCGUCAACUGGUUUUGUUUAUCACGGAUUUCUGACGGGAAGGGCACAUGGCUUCAUUUAGUAUGUCACCUUGGACAAAAAAAUUAACCAAUUAUGUAAGAUAUUUAAAAUUAAUUGAGGCUUUGCGUUCCCCGUGGAUCCUUUCUUUGGACGCAGUUAAAGGGGACUCAUGAGUACUGUAUUUCUUACACAUGAUCAUGGAUACGUAUAAAUGAAAUUUUCACUCGUGCGUGAUUAAAUUCGCCUUAGUUGGACCAAGUUUCUUUUUUGGCUGCUCGCUGAAAAUAGUUUGCUUCCAUAUAAUAUCACUGUAAACCUAUGUUGAAUGUGCAGGAAUCCGUUAAGGUUAACGGAAAGGAAGCACCUGUUGAUAUUAAGUUGAAUGGCAAAGAUAAGGAUGUUGAGUCUCUCUCGGGGAAAGAUGACGAAGAGGAUCAACACAAUGAUCCAGUGGAAAAUGGAGGACAUGGUCGUUUGUCUACUCUGGCAUAACCCAUGCAGCAUGUGGUUACUUUUAAGUUUAUUCGUUUUAUUUUACUUUUCCCGGUUCCCUUUGCACGAUCUUUGAACCAUUAACCUUUAUUAGCCUUUAGGUGGUGAAACUUUCUCAAUCUUCACCUUCAAUGCCAUCCAUCCUUCAUGAUGCUGAUUUGAUUUCAAGGCUUGGUAGUUAGGUUUGAUCUUUAUUGAUGAAAAAUAUCAUUGUGAGGUCGCAUAUUGUGAAUAAAGGAUCCGUGCAAUUUUGAGGUAUUCAUCUGUCAGAAUAGAUGAUCUCGCGUAGAUUAAUUUUUUGCAUACUUGGCUAGGUUCUUGCGUAUAUUUAAUAUAGUGUUACAGGAGAACUAGUGCCACAGAUAUGAUCAGACACAGAAAUGUUAGCAUACUUGGCAUCACUUACAAUAAGAUAGUUGAGGAUGAGCUACAUCGAUACUAUUAGGGUUGAGAACAAGGGUAUAAUUGACUUUGUUUGUUCAUCGCUCAUAUACACUCAAGGUUUUCGUUUGUGAAACCUGUCUAUACUUUUAUUAUUACGCAAGAGGAUUGGCAUACUUCAUCUAAUUUUUUGAGCUUUUAUCAUGUCCUGACUCUUUUUUUCCUACCUUGUUUGUCAAUUGUGUGUUUUUUGCCACCAGCAUCUACAAAGAAGAAAAAGAAGAAAAGUAAAAGCAAGUGAGUAUCUUUGUUGGAGUCACUGUAUUACGUUUUAUGUCUUUUGAGCAACUUGGCACUAGUUUUAUGGAUAAUUCAUGCGUUCUACAGGAAGCAAAAAGAACCUGUCCAGCAGACUGAUCCCCCAACUAUCCCUAUUGAUAUGCUGUUUCCUUCUGGGGAAUACCCCGAGGGUGAAAUUCAGUCCUACAAAGAUGAGUAAGUAUUUAGAUAGCUGAUUUAUUAGUUUUCCUACUCAUAUCAUCUUACCUUGAUUGUCACCUUUUGCUGGUACUACCGUUGUAAAAACUAAAAUAAAAAACAAUAUUCAUUAGCUUUUGUUUGAAACUUUGUAAGAAAAGACGUAAAAAAUUCAGUUGAGGGACACCUAAGCUCUGACUAAGCUGGUAAGCUGACAUCAUGGGUCCCACUAAGCCACCAGGGUCGCUGGAUUUACUUUCAGUUUCAUUAGCGUUAUUAGGAAGCUGUCAAAGAGAUUGAAUGAGCCUAUCGUGAAUCAGCUCGUUAGUAACAACUAAAUUACUUAUGAAAUUGUAUCAAGAAAAGGUUUAUAGGGAUAUGGAACCUUAUGAAAACAAUGAAUAUUAUUAUCUUGAUCAGAAACCCGUUACUUUGUUCUUCGAUUUUAUAUAUGUGGGAGAGUUAAUGGGCUUCAGCAGCUCAGGAAAACUUAGGCCGGGGGAUCUUACUUCAACUCCUAUUUCUUGUUUGGAGGGCAAUUCCUGGAUUUUAUAUGGAAAAAAUGUUUAGCUGGGGGCUUCAUUUGGAACAGAGCCUGAGCCUGACUCGAUUGUAUAUUGCUCAAGACUACAUUUAUCUUUCAAAAACAAAAAUGUAAAAACUUGAAAGAAGAUAUGAACCUGUCUGUCUGUCUAAGGAUGUUCUCAAAACUGAGCUGAUUCAUAUAUAGUUCAGAAGAGUGAGAUUGAAGCUUCUCACUUCAGCUUUGAAUUGUUCAACAGUUUUCAAAUGUAAAACCUAGGAGUCCCCUAUGCAGCACUUUGUUCUACCACUAGCUGAUGAAAUGGCUAUUUUUUCAGAUAUUUAUCUAUUUGCAUUUUUUUAUCCCUUAUCUCUAUUCGAGAAAUGAAACAUGUCAUUUUGUUAGCACAUUUAUGAUCGAAUUGUUCUUAGUUUUAUAAUUCUUUAUGUCAUUGAAUUAUAAAUCUUAGUUCAUAGCAUGUACUGUCAGUACUUGUAGAACAAAAUCUAUGCAGUUUUGGCUUCUGCUGUUGGUCACUUCUUUUGUGAUACAGCUGUUGUUAGUCAAUAUACCUUGAAUUUAUCCUCUUAAUUUUAAGGGACUUUUAUGUUCAACGUUUUCAUGAUCGCAUCUUCAACGUACAUAAUUUUGUUGUUUGGAAGAUCUUUUCAUUAUAAUUUUUCCUCUAGAAUCUUGUGGUCAGUAGCACACAAUGUCUUAGUACCCAGUGGGCGAGUGUACAUGUUUCUUUGCAUUUGUUUCCAGUUAUGUUUCCCAAACGAUUCAACUGAAUGUAUUCAAUUGUCCUUAGCUUGACUCUUAACUUUGUGACUUCCAUCUAGCAACCUAUGGAGGACAACCUCUGAAGAAAAGAGGGAGCUUGAACGCCUGCAGAAGCCUAUCUAUAACUCAGUUCGCCGUGCAGCAGAAGUUCAUAGACAGGUUUGAGCUUGGUUUUCCUUGGGUUUGAUGGGCAUUUCUUUUACCUGUUGAGACUAAUAAAGAAAUCGUGGAAUAAUGCUGAAACCUGAUUUACUUCAUCACACCAGGUUCGGAAGUAUGUCCGCAGUAUAUUGAAGCCUGGCAUGUUAAUGACAGACAUUUGUGAAACUUUGGAAAAUACGGUUCGGAGAUUAAUCUCAGAAAAUGGUCUUCAAGCUGGCAUCGCCUUCCCAACAGGAUGCUCUCUAAAUUGGUAAUGGUCUAAAUCGAAGCAUUUUCACACUAAGUUUCGUUUUUUCAGUCAGCUCCCUCACAACUCCAGACGAUGUUCUGCUCAGGGUUGCUGCCCACUGGACCCCAAAUACUGGUGACAAGACUGUUCUCGAAUACGAUGAUGUCAUGAAAUUGGAUUUUGGAACGCAUAUUGAUGGUAUUGUCUUGUAAAACACUUUUGUUUAUUUUUUUUUAUUUUUUUGUGUUUACUCUUAUUCAUGGUGUUGCUUACUUAGAUCUGAUUAGGAUGCUUCUCUCACUUAAUAGAAACUAAUUAGUUAUACCAACGAUAUUCUACUGAAAUCGUUUGGAGCGUUUGACAUUAUCCGAGAUUACUGAUCUUUGUAAUGAAUAAUAGUCUUAUUCGUUUUAUUUUUAUUCCGGUCAAUUUUUUUUCUGUUAUAAAAUUUAUUUAAAAACCUGUCAAAACGGGGACAAGAGUUGACCGUACUUUCCCCUGUGAGGGAGAUUCCAAAAUCUUAUCACCAAUGAAUCGAGAAUUGAAUCCCAGAUUCUUUGUACUGCUGUUGAUUGUUCUUCAGCCACCCAACUGUGCUUCACCCAGGAUAGGCUGCUCAUCAUCAAGGAAUUACGUCACAUAUGUUCUAGACUUCAUUCCACUUUAUGUGAUGAACAUAAUAUAUCUAUAAAUAAAUAUUUUUUUUAAUUUUGUUGCAGGAUAUAUAGUUGAUUGUGCCUUCACCGUGGCAUUCAAUCCCAUGUAUAGUCCAUUGCUCGAGGCUUCAAGGGAGGCGACAAACACGGGGGUCAAGGUACAAGUCCCCUUUUUUUUCUACAUGAUUUCCGAAAUAAAUGCAUUACCUGUUCUUGACUGCAAAAAGAACCACGAUCUCCUCUGCUCUCUUUGACUUCGUCUUCCUCCGUUGACCAGGAAUCUGGUAUAGAUGUGAGGCUCUGUGAUGUCGGCGCAGCGAUCCAAGAGGUGAUGGAAUCGUAUGAGGUUGAGAUCAAUGGGAAGGUAUUCCAGGGUAUGCUUCUCGGCCCCCAGCAACCAAUCGAUUCCAUGCUCUCUUGUGUUCUUGAAUCUGUCGUGACAAACUAUUAUUUAUUUAGUUAUUAUUAUUCAUAUUUGCCUGGUUCAUGCGACGGCAAACCAUGGCUCAUUUUAAUGCGUACUUUGGUCGAUGAUCAUUUUUUUCCUCCGAUAUUUUCCGGGGAAAUUAUAAUUGGUUGGUUUUUUUUUCUUCUUCCAGUGAUUUCAUGCUAGGAAGAGAGAGGUGUCAUCGACCUUAAAUUAUUUUUUUUUGGGUGAAUUAUAUUAUUUAUUAAUCCACCUUAGCUCGGUUUAUUUCGAUGGGAUGAUCAUUAAUGUCACGAAAAAUUACCAAAUAUUGCAGUGAAAAGCGUCAGAAACUUGAACGGCCACAGCAUCGGGCCCUACCAGAUUCAUGCUGGGAAAUCUGUUCCUAUUGUGAAGGGCGGAGAGCAGACGAAGAUGGAGGAAGGCGAGUUCUUUGCCAUCGAGACAUUCGGCUCCACAGGUACAUUACCCCAACGCCACAUAGAGAGAGAGAGAGAGAGAGAGAGAGAGAAGAGAGAGAAGUUGAUUUCGUAUAAUUUUGUUCUGGGCAGGGAAGGGAUUCGUGAGGGAAGAUCUGGAGGUGAGCCACUACAUGAAGAACUUUGACGUGGGGCAUAUUCCGCUGAGGCUGCCGAGGGCGAAGCAGCUCCUCACGACCAUCAACAAGAACUUCUCCACCCUCGCCUUCUGCAGGCGGUACCUGGAUCGCCUUGGCGAGACCAAGUACCUGAUGGCCCUUAGGAACCUCUGCGAUGCUGGCGUUGUUCAGGUCACCUCUCUCUCUCUCUCUACCUCUCUCUCUAACUCUCUCUCUCUCUCUCUAUCUACGUCUACUGAACUGCUUCUGCUUCUUAACGAUCACACAGCCAUACCCACCACUGUGCGACAUGAAGGGGAGCUACGUGUCACAGUUUGAGCACACAAUCUUGCUCCGGCCCACCUGCAAAGAGGUGAUAUCUAGAGGCGACGACUACUAG